GUCUCUAUAACUCCUGUCAGAGACAGACGGUGAGGGGGAACCAGCGAUACCCGUUCACUUAGACCCAGAGGAAGCGGCUUUGCUUCUUAGAGAGUUUAUUGACGUUAACGGACAAAGGAGUAAGGAAAGCCAGAUCAAGCAGUUUCUCACAGAACAUCAGGACAUUCCAUUGACAUUUACGGAGUUUCUUAAUGUGUUCGAAAAGGAUUACGUGGUCGGCUUAUCAAACAGGAACAUAACACAAGGCCUCAACCAUCUCUACGACACAUACAUUCUCAAUAUACUUAUGAAAGGAAAAAUCAAGAAGAGGGGCUUUAAAGUGAAGAGUUGGAAGGAUCGUUGGUUAGUGCUGACCCCUACAAAACUAAACUAUUUUGUUGGACCUGACGAAAAAGUACAGAAAGGGACGAUACAAUUUGACAGCGAAUGUUCAGUUGAGAUGCCCCCGGAUCGCCCAGCUCAUAAGCCAAAUCGUUUUGUGAUCCAAACCCCUAAGAAGCCCUAUGAGAUGAGUGCACAUGAUCUUAAAUCCAAAAACGAAUGGGUCUCAGCUAUACAGCAGGCGCUUAGCCGUGUUGGAAUUGAUCCAAAUAUUCAAAAAGAGGCUGCACGUGAACGCUGUAAAGCACGCGCUGAAAGACGUCGCCAAGCAGCAGAAGAAGAAAGAAAACGCAGAGAAGAGGCAGAACUUCUCAAAAACAGGGAAGAUGAAUUAGACGAAGAGAAAAGGAGACGUUUACAAGACGAAGAAUUGCUGCGAGCAAGGCUGAACGAAUUAGAAGAGGAACGAAAGAGACGAGAAGAGGCGGAAGCGAGGUGGCAGGAGGAGCAAGCACUACGUGAGGCCGAACAACAGAGGCUGAGAGAACUUGAGGAGAUCAAACGUGAAUUGGAGAGACUACUAGCCGAGGAAAGACAGGCUAAGAAAGACGAAGAAAUUGUCAGAAACCUACAGUCAAAAUUAUUGGAGGAAGAAUUUGAGAAAAGGGAAGAGCUGGAAAGACUUAAACAACAGCAGGAAGAAAUGCUGCGAGCAGAAAGAGAACAGAAAGCUGUGUUAGAGAGUGAUCGUAAAGAGCAGGAAAGAUUGUUUGCCGAGGCACAGGCGAGAUUGGAACAGCUGGAGCGUGAUAAAGCCGCUGCCGCCGAGAAAAUGCAGGAAGCUGCAGAGAAACUUCAAAAAGCAGAGAAGGACCGUUACAUUAUGGAAGAAAAGGUGAAGUUGUGGAAAACACCAGUUGGACUGGCGAGACCUAUACAACCUCACCCGGAACCACUUGUUACACACAGAGGGCUAGGCGCCUUCUGUGACAGAGACUUUGUAAAGAAGCAAGAUGACAAUGCCAACAGGGAAAAUGAGAGUAACGGCAUGGAUAAGACAGGAAUUGAUGGUAGUUCCAGUGAUGUUAAAGAUGACACUGGAAAGAACAAUAUGGACCUAAUAUCAAACGGAAAUAAUUCAGGCGAAAAGCUUAAUGAAAGUGAUAACGUCGAAAUGAAAAGUGACAAAGAAUCCGAUGAAGAAAAGUCACUGAAAUCAAAUCUUGUUCAAAAUCAGGAGGACGAAUUUCAUAAAGAUCAAACAGAGGUUGAUGAUUCUGAUGAAAACAUCGGGAAAGAGUCUGAUAAAGAAGAGGCACCUGAACCUGGAAACGAAUUUGAGUCUAAAACAAAUAAUAAUGAAGAAGAAGAAGUCAUUGAUUCCAAUACAGAAACGAAAGAAAUAACAGAAAAUGUUGAAGUUUUAGAAAGUGAACCAGAAAUUGCUGAUGAAAGUGUUGAUAAAAAUUCUGUCUCAGAUGAAGAUCAACGCGACAGUUCUGGAAAAAUCACAGAAGCGGAUACUGCGGACGAAGAAAUUAUCAAAACUGAACAGUCAGCCAACAUUCAAGAUGACAAAGGUAAUCCUGUCGUGGAAAUUGAACAGUUAGAUGGCAGCCAAGAAGACAAUGAUAAACUUAUUGUGGCAACUGAACAAUCAAGCCACAUCCAAGACGAUAAAGAUAAAUUUACUGUGGAAACAGAACAGUCAGGCGACACCAAAGAGGAUACAGAUAAACUUAAUGUGGUAACAGAACAUUCUGUGGAAAGUAAGUCUUCUGCUGAUAAUGAUGAGUCGAUUACGCCAAAUGGCACUAUUGUACAGAAUGAAGCAUAAACGAAGUUGUCAAGUGUUCAGUUAGGCACUUUUCAUGUUUCUUCUACAUAUGUUUACAAAUGUUAAUACAAGAGAACAUUUUAUAAAUAUAUCUUACUCUCAAUAACAGGAAUUUGACCAAGGCUAAUGGAUGCUUCCCUAACAUCAUACAUUGUUUAAGUCUUACAGACAUAAUAUAUGUAAAAUAUAUAUUGUUUGUAAGAAAUAUAUUUUUCAAAAAUUGUUUCAUAUUGUGUUUGAAAUGAAAUGAUAAACUUACAGCAGAUUAAAAUUGUAUGUAAGCUGCA
Mercenaria mercenaria is the source of this 2445-nucleotide messenger RNA. Its product is annotated as golgin subfamily A member 6-like protein 22. Gene Ontology annotation, cellular component: nucleus; cytoplasm. The transcript is spliced from 8 exons. The record is from RefSeq and is a predicted model, not a curated record. Bases 287 to 2158 code for a protein of 623 amino acids. NCBI's taxonomy places the organism in Eukaryota, Metazoa, Mollusca, Bivalvia, Venerida, Veneridae.